AUGCCCCAACCGCAUUACGACCUCCUUGUCAAGCUUCUCCUGAUCGGUGACUCUGGUGUGGGCAAGUCGUGCUUGCUUCUCCGCUUCUGCGACGACUCGUGGACGCCGUCGUUCAUUACUACGAUUGGUAUCGACUUCAAGAUCCGCACAAUCGAAGUGGACGGAAAACGCAUCAAGCUACAAAUCUGGGACACGGCCGGGCAGGAGCGCUUCCGCACGAUCACCACAGCCUACUACCGUGGAUCGAUGGGUAUUCUCAUUGUCUUCGACCUGACAGACGAGAAGAGCUUCCAAAACGUCCGAAAUUGGUACAAGGAUGUUCAGCAGCACGCCAACGACGGCGCAUGCAAGAUCCUGGUCGGCAACAAAUGCGACUGGGAAGAAAAACGUGUCAUCACUGAAGAGCAGGGCAAGGCACUUGCAGAAGAACUGGGCAUGCAGUACAUCGAGACAUCCGCCAAGUCGAACACUAAUGUCGACGAGGCCUUCUUUAAGCUGGCACAACAAGUCAAGGACCAUCUCGUUGACCAGGGCAUCACAUCCAAUGUGCCUGGCUCGAAUGGCACGCAACGACUUAACAGCACGUCUAACACUCAAUCCAAGGGCGGAUGCUGCUAG
Malassezia restricta is the source of this 618-nucleotide messenger RNA. Its product is annotated as Ras-related protein Rab-8A. Lineage: Eukaryota; Fungi; Basidiomycota; Malasseziomycetes; Malasseziales; Malasseziaceae. The record is from RefSeq and is a predicted model, not a curated record. Gene Ontology annotation, molecular function: GTPase activity; GTP binding. Gene Ontology annotation, cellular component: endosome; plasma membrane. The coding region runs from base 1 to 618 and encodes 205 amino acids. The transcript is spliced from 5 exons. Gene Ontology annotation, biological process: protein secretion; regulation of exocytosis; protein localization to plasma membrane.